This is a messenger RNA of Macadamia integrifolia, 3846 nucleotides long. Its product is annotated as ATP-dependent RNA helicase DEAH12, chloroplastic-like. Gene Ontology annotation, cellular component: intracellular anatomical structure; catalytic step 2 spliceosome. The record is from RefSeq and is a predicted model, not a curated record. Lineage: Eukaryota; Viridiplantae; Streptophyta; Magnoliopsida; Proteales; Proteaceae. Gene Ontology annotation, molecular function: ATP binding; RNA binding. Gene Ontology annotation, biological process: spliceosomal complex disassembly.
AUGACCAAGAAGAACUUCAGCUUGUGUUCCUUUGUGGUUUGGAUGCUUUGUCUUGCUAGGAAUGAGUUCAUCUUCAAAAGAUAUAAUUGGACCCCUUCUGAUGUGAUAUGCAAAGCUGAAGCUUUCUUUAACGAGUUCAAUCAGCCCAAGUCUCAUGAAGAUCAGGUUGUGGAUCAUCCUGCUGCUACUCCACCAAGGCAAGAUCAACAUCUAGUUUGGAUUCCUCCCCCUCUUGAUGUGGUGAAAAUCAAUGCUGAUGCAUCCUUUGUUAAAGAUAAGUCUUUUGGUACCUUAGGUUUUAUCAUUCGUAAUCACAAUGGAUCUCUAUUGUUGGCUGCAUUGAAUCCAACACCAAUGUACUCAAUCAUUAGUGGAGAAGCUGAAGCAAUUAAGGAAGUUGGUUUUGAUGAACUUAGGCUGAAGAAAAAGGGGCUUGUCACAGCAAGGGAGUUGAUUGCAAAGAGGAUCAGGGAAUUUAGGUCUGCCAUGAACUGUAUACUGGAUUAUCUCAAUGGAUUAACUUUACGAGGAACUUCUGAUGAGACGGUCGAGGUUUUAAGGCUUGGUGGUGAUUUCAAUUGGAGUCGGAUUCAUCAGAUUAUGUUGCAGGAGAUUCGGCACCUCGAUGAGGGUUUGCCUAUUUAUGCUUCCCGGAAAGAAAUUCUUCAGGAAAUACAUUAUCAACAGGUCAUGGUCUUGAUUGGAGAGACUGGUUCAGGAAAGAGUACGCAGUUGGUUCAGUUUCUUUCUGAUUCAGGAGUAGGAGCUGAAGACUCCAUUAUAUGCACUCAGCCUCGCAAAAUUGCUGCUAUAUCCUUGGCACAAAGGGUUAGGGAAGAAAGUAAAGGUUGUUAUGAAGAUAAUUUAGUUACUUGUUAUCCAACCUACUCAUCUACCCACAGUUUUGAUUCCAAGGUAGUUUUUAUGACGGACCACUGUCUACUACAACACUUCAUGAAGGAUAAAAAUUUGACUAAUAUUUCAUGCAUUAUCGUAGAUGAGGCUCAUGAAAGGAGCUUGAACACUGAUCUUCUUUUGGCACUGCUUAAAGAGCUGCUGAAGCAGAGGCCUGGUCUAAGGCUUAUCAUAAUCUCUGCAACUGCUGAUGCAGAUAAGCUUUCAGAUUACUUCUUUGGUUGUAGGACCUACCAUGUUGUGGGAAGAAAUUUUCCUGUUGACAUCAAAUAUGUUCCUUGUGCAUCUGAAGGAACUUCUUCCAUUUCAAAAGCUUAUUCUGGUGCUUGUGCUUCUUAUGUUUCUGAUGUUGUGAAUAAGGUGACUGAGAUUCACAGAACAGAGGAAAAAGGGGCCAUACUUGCUUUUUUGACUUCUCAGAUGGAAGUGGAAUGGGCUUGUGAGAAUUUUCAGGUCCCCAAUGUAGUUGCACUUCCCUUACAUGGGAAACUUUCUAAUGAAGAGCAAAGUCAUGUUUUCCAUGACUACCCUGGAAAGAGGAAAGUCAUUUAUGCCACUAAUUUAGCUGAGACAUCAUUGACUAUUCCUGGGGUUAAGUAUGUAGUAGAUUCUGGCAUGGUCAAAGAGAGCAGGUUUGAACCCAACACUGGUAUGAAUGUCCUUAAAGUUUGCAGGGUUAGUCAAAGUUCUGCUGAUCAACGUGCUGGCCGUGCUGGUCGAACAGCACCUGGAAAAUGUUACAGAAUGUACUCAAAAAAUGAUUUUCAGUCCAUGCUGUCACACCAGGAACCAGAGAUUUGUAGGGUUCAUCUUGGUGUUGCAGUUCUGAGGAUUUUUGCGCUGGGAAUCAAGAAGGUACAAGAGUUUGAUUUUGUUAAUGCACCAACUCCCAAGGCAAUUGACAUGGCAAUAAGGAAUCUUAUUCAGUUGGGUGCUAUUACAUUAAAAAAUGAUGCUUUUGAAUUAACUGACGAUGGUCGGUAUUUGGUAAAAUUGGGUAUUGAGCCUCGACUGGGAAAACUGAUCCUUGCUGGUAUCCAUCAUGGUUUGCGUAAAGAGGGCCUUGUUCUUGCUGCGGUAAUGGCUAAUGCGAGUAACAUUUUCUGCAGAGUUGGUACUGAUGAAGAUAAAUUGAAAGCAGACCGUCUGAAGAUUCAAUUCUGCCAUCAGGAUGGGGACCUCCCAACGCUGCUCUCUGUUUAUAAGGAAUGGGAGGUUGUGUCCAAAGAAAGGAAAAAUAAAUGGUGCUGGGAUAACAGCAUAAAUGCAAAGACCAUGCGGAGAUGUAAAGAAACUGUUUCUGAAUUGGAACAUUGCCUUAAAAGUGAACUAAAUAUAAUUGUCCCAAGUUACUGGGUCUGGGAUCCACGCCUGUCCUCUGGGCAUGAUAAAAAUCUGAAGAGGGUCAUACUGUCAUCCCUUUCAGAAAAUGUUGCUAUGUAUUCUGGAUAUGAUCGACUUGGAUAUGAAGUGGCCUUAACUGGUCAACAUGUUCAACUGCAUCCUUCAUGUUCGUUGCUAAUAUAUGGUUGGAAGCCAAGUUGGGUAGUGUUUGGCGAACUCCUAUCAAUAUCAAAUCAAUAUUUGGUUUGUGUUACUGCUUUUGACUUCGAAUGCUUGUCUACCCUUUGUCCCCCUCCUUUGUUCAACAUUUCAAAUAUGAAUAGCCGGAAGCUGCAGGUGAGUUUGAUGACUGGAUUUGGCAAUGUUGUAUUGAAAAGAUUCUGUGGUAAAUCAAACAAUAACUUGCUCCAUCUUGUAUCACGCAUUCAAACAGAAAUGGACAGACAGAUCGGUAUUGAAGUUGAUGUUGAUAAGGGAAAAAUUCAAUUGUUUGCCACUGCAGAAGACAUGGGGAAGUUUUCUAGUCUUGUGAAUGAAGCAUUGAAUUAUGAAAUGAAAUGGUUAAAAGAUGAAUGUCUAGAGAAAUGCUUGUACCGUGGUGGGUCCGGUGUUUCUCCUGUGGCUUUGUUUGGAGCUGGUGCUGAAAUUAAGCAUUUGGAACUGGACAAAAGAUAUUUGUCUGAGGAUGUAUUCCAUUCAGAUGCAGGCACUCUUGAUGAUAAGGAACUUCUUUUGACUUUUGAAGAAAGGGCAUCUGGUAACUGUAGCUUCCACAAAUAUGUCUGCAUUGGACAGGAUGGUGAAGACAGUGAAAAGUGGGGCAGGAUAACAUUUCUUACUCCUGAAGCUGCUGAAAAAGCAGUUGAGGAGCUAAAUGGUUUUGAAUACAGAGGAUCUCCACUGAACAUAUCCCCUUCCUCUAUAAGCUUUGGAGGUGACCAAAAAAUGUUUUUUCCUGCUGUAAAUGCCAAGGUUUUUUGGCCACGUCGAUAUAGCAAGGGUGUUGCAAUCAUUAGGUGUGCAAGACAAGAUGAUUCUAUCAUUGAUGACUGUUCUUGCUUGCCAAUUGGUGGUCGGUUUGUUCGUUGUGAACAUAGCAACAAGAACAGGGAUUCUAUUGUCAUGAGUGGGCUUGACAAAGAAACAUCUGAACAAGAAAUUUUUGAAAUUUUGAGUACUGUAACAGAUAGGAGAAUUCUGGAUGUUUUCCUGGUAAGAGGAGACACUGUUACUAACCUACCAUCUGCUUGUGAAGAAGCAGUUCUUAGGGAAAUUGCUCCCUUCAUGCCUACCAAGAGCCCCUCAAGCAAUUAUUGCCAAGUACAAGUAUUCCAUCCUGAACCGAAUGAUUUUUUGAUGAAAGCUAUGAUAACUUUUGAUGGAAGACUGCAUUUGGAGGCAGCAAAGGCUUUGCAGAAUUUACAGGGGAAGGUACUCCCCGGCUGUUUACCAUGGCAGAAGAUACGAUGCCAACAGAUGUUUCAUAGCUCUGUAUCCUGUCCGGCUACUGUUUAUUCUGUUAUUAAGAAGCAGCUGGAUUCUUUAUUUGAGAGCUUCAAGCAUCGAGACGGUACUUCCUGUUGUUAG